Colletotrichum truncatum is the source of this 456-nucleotide messenger RNA. RefSeq lists its product as uncharacterized. Lineage: Eukaryota; Fungi; Ascomycota; Sordariomycetes; Glomerellales; Glomerellaceae. The record is from RefSeq and is a predicted model, not a curated record.
AUGAAGGCCAAAAUUGCUGUCAACCUCACAACCAGCAACAUCAGCCAGAUUGUCCACCUUAUCCCCGAAUUGAGGCGAACCGCCGAACGAAUGGCCAUCAAAGCUCAGCUGGGCACGGAAGACACGCAACAAGCUAUUCGAGACUUAUAUGGUCUCGUGGUCAAGAAUCUGCCGUUCACUACUGUAGCAUCUGACCGGGAUGUCGUGCGAACCGGUCCUGAGUUCUGCUUCGCCUACAUCGAAUGGUUUGUCAAGGAAGAACACUGGGGCAAACAUUGCUUUUCCCAUCUAAAAUCGCUUCCUGUGGUGUGCCGGCCAUUGGUGCUUCGGCGCACACUCGUUCGUUCAGCACACUAUCCUCGGUGCUUGCAGCCAAACAUGAGGAUCCUGCCAUUCGACUCCGCUCCUGAACGCGAGACGCCGACCUGGUUCGACACAUCAAAGUGGGCGAGCUGA